AUGCUUUGCAAAAAGAGCCUGGUGGCCUUUAGACAAGCAUACAGGCAUUCCUUGCGCUUUCAAACAAGACUAGCUAGCUCUGUGGCAAUAAAAACUUCGUAUAACAUUCGAGAAAUACUACCUCAGGGCCAGUUACACUGGAAUGCCUACCAGCAACAAAUAGAGGAUGCUGGCCUAAGGGUCGAACUGAAACGAUUAGAAGGUCGCUGGCUGGAUCAACUGACGCUCAAAAGUGAUCCGAAAGAUGAUAAAGACACUCCCGUAGAUCCCGAAUCAUCUGAAGAUUCGAAUGACGAACAGACUGAUCGUGAUUCCAGUAUACCGAACAAAGACAGUAACGAGCCACAGAAAUCUAAUUCUUCAAGUACAGGCUCCUCCACUAAUUCUGGGUCUCCUACAACGCCCCCAGGCGACGAUGGAAAUGGUAGCGGCAAUGGAGGUGGAUCAAAUGGUACAAACGACCUGAAGCAAUCUUCUAAGAAACCCAAGCUUCCAGAAGUAUAUCCUCAGAUGCUGGCGUUACCCAUUUCUAGACGUCCUCUGUUUCCUGGCUUUUACAAGGCUGUAGUGAUCUCUGACGAAAGAGUAAUGAAGGCCAUCAAAGAAAUGCUAGAACGCCAGCAGCCCUACAUUGGUGCUUUUCUUCUGAAAAACUCCAAUGUUGAUACGGACGUUAUCCAGUCUACCACAGAAGUACAUGACGUGGGUGUUUUCGCUCAGAUCACAAGCGCUUUCCCCAGCAAAGAUGAAAAAACGGGAUCAGAAACCAUGACGGCACUGUUGUAUCCACAUAGAAGAAUCAAAAUUGAUGAGCUACUACCGCCUUCAGAGAUCAAGGACACCACAAAGGCCAGCAGCGAACUAGCAGCUCCGCAAGAACUCUCAGAUAUAUCUGACGAAAAUGCGAGCAAAGCAGAAAGCCAAAGCUUGCAGACAAAGAAGGUGCAUGCUGAAGAAGUAGAAGAAUACGAAGAUGAAUUGAACCCAACUGCAUUUUUGAGGGAGUACGAUGUUUCUCUCGUGAACGUUUCCAACUUAGGGGACAAGGAAUUCGACAGGAAGUCGCCAGUCAUAAACGCCUUAACUUCAGAAAUUUUAAAAGUUUUCAAAGAGAUCUCUCAACUCAAUACAAUGUUCAGGGAGCAAAUUGCUACUUUUUCAGCUUCCAUUCAAUCUGCUACGACCAACAUUUUCGAAGAACCCGCCCGUCUAGCUGAUUUUGCUGCGGCCGUUUCAGCAGGCGAGGAAGAAGAGCUGCAAGAAAUCUUGGAGUCUCUGGAUAUUGAGCAGAGACUAGAGAAAUCUCUGGUCGUUCUAAAGAAGGAGCUCAUGAACGCAGAGCUCCAGAAUAAAAUAUCGAAAGACGUGGAAACAAAGAUUCAGAAAAGACAACGCGAAUAUUACUUGAUGGAACAGUUAAAAGGUAUCAAGAGAGAAUUGGGAAUCGACGAUGGGCGUGAUAAACUAAUCGAGACAUUUAAGGAGCGUGUCGAAAAGUUGCAGUUACCUGAGAACGUUCAAAAAGUUUUUGAUGAUGAAGUCAAUAAAUUGGCAACUCUUGAAACGUCUAUGUCAGAGUUCGGAGUGAUUAGGAACUACUUAGACUGGAUUACGACGCUUCCAUGGGGAGUUACGUCCAAGGAACAAUAUUCUAUCCCUCUAGCAAAAAGGAUCCUAGAUGAAGACCACUACGGAUUGAAGGACGUCAAGGACAGAAUUCUCGAGUUCAUCGCAGUAGGCAAACUACUCGGGAAAGUUGACGGUAAGAUAAUUUGCUUUGUCGGCCCCCCUGGAGUUGGUAAAACCUCCAUAGGUAAGUCAAUUGCUCGGUCCUUAAACCGUCAAUUUUACAGGUUUUCCGUUGGCGGUAUGACAGACGUAGCCGAAAUCAAAGGUCACAGAAGAACGUACAUUGGUGCUUUACCAGGCAGAGUUAUUCAGGCUUUGAAGAAGUGUGAAACUCAAAACCCACUUAUACUCAUCGAUGAAAUUGACAAAAUCGGACAUGGUGGUAUUCAUGGGGACCCAGCUGCAGCAUUACUUGAGCUCUUAGAUCCGGAACAAAACAACAGUUUCUUGGAUAAUUAUCUCGACAUCCCGAUGGAUCUAUCUAAAGUUUUGUUUGUUUGCACUGCGAAUACCCUUGAUACCAUUCCAAGAGCCUUGUUGGAUAGAAUGGAAGUUAUUGAACUUACUGGUUACGUGGCCGAGGAAAAGAUAAAAAUUGCCGAACAGUACUUAUCUCCAACUGCUAAACGUGACGCUGGUCUGGAAAAUGCGCAGGUAAACCUCUCAGAAGAAGCAGUGAUUGCGUUAAUGAAGCUCUACUGCCGAGAAAGUGGUGUCCGUAAUCUCAAGAAGCACAUCGAAAAAGUAUAUAGGAAAGCAGCUCUUGAUGUCGUCAAAAGGAUGAGCAUUGACGAAAAAGCACCAACCUUGAAAGAAGGUGGGGAGGACCAAAAUGGAAAAUCUGUUGGUGCUAGUGAGCCACUGAAAGAUAAAGAGCAAAAAGUGGUAGUUGAGAAGACACACGAUAACGAGGAAGCUGUCGUGGUUCCGGAUAGCAUAAAGGUACUGAUCAAUGCUCAAAAUUUGAAAGAUUACGUGGGCCCUCCAAUUUAUACAUCCGAUAGACUCUAUGAAACUACGCCUCCUGGCGUAGUGAUGGGUCUUGCAUGGACUAGUAUGGGUGGUUGUGCUAUGUACGUAGAAUCUGUGCUCGAACAGCCAAUCAGCGAUAAGUCACAUGCCUCCUUGGAACGCACUGGUCAGCUCGGUGACGUUAUGAAGGAGUCCUCCCGACUCGCAUAUUCUUUUGCGAGGAUGUUUUUGACUAAACGGUUCCCAGAAAAUCGCUUUUUUGAAAAAGCGUCCAUACAUUUGCACUGUCCAGAAGGAGCCACGCCCAAAGAUGGACCCUCUGCUGGUGUUACUAUGGCUUCAUCGUUUCUGUCACUAGCAUUAAAUCAGCCGCUUGAUCCCACGGUCGCAAUGACAGGCGAGUUGACAUUGACCGGAAAAGUUUUGCGGAUUGGCGGCUUACGGGAAAAAGCAGUUGCUGCCAAGAGAUCUGGUGCUAAAACAAUUAUCUUCCCCAAAGACAAUAUGAAUGACUGGGCAGACCUUCCGGACAACGUCAAGGACGGAUUAGAGCCUUUGGCUGCUGACUGGUACGGUCAAGUCUUUGAUAAAUUGUUUUCAGGUGUUUCGCCAGAGGAGGGGAAUUUUGUGUGGAAAUCAGACUUCGAUAAAAUCGACGCCAAAGAAGCCAAGAAGAAAGAUUGA
Molecule: messenger RNA, 3285 nt
Organism: Lachancea nothofagi CBS 11611
Lineage: Eukaryota; Fungi; Ascomycota; Saccharomycetes; Saccharomycetales; Saccharomycetaceae
Source: the annotation of a GenBank genome assembly